Molecule: messenger RNA, 2135 nt
Organism: Mytilinidion resinicola
Lineage: Eukaryota; Fungi; Ascomycota; Dothideomycetes; Mytilinidiales; Mytilinidiaceae
Product: putative beta-glucosidase
Exons: 7
Coding region: 1-1797 (598 amino acids)
Biological process (GO): carbohydrate metabolic process
Molecular function (GO): beta-glucosidase activity
Source: RefSeq, a predicted model, not a curated record
AUGUUUACCACGGUUUUGCGGUUAUGCGUCGUUUUCUGGACACUGAAUAGCGUAUGUGCUCAGCAGAUCUACAUCCCAGUGCAAAGUCCCACGACUCGACCCUUUUGUCCGUCAAAAACAGCUUCAGCCGAGCCCACGUAUCGAUUCUCAUCCUUUUCCUUUACGCUGAAUGAGACAUUGAGGACUGCUACUUCUGUAGCGAAGCCCACCACUACCUCGACAUAUGCACAGCCAUAUCAAUCUCUCAGUCAUUUAAUCCCAAAUGUCUCUACGACAACAUGGGGAAGCUGGAAUCCUAAUGACACAGCAACCGCUACUGAUACAGCCGAUGCAUAUGGCAACGCGGCAUGGAGUGCAUUGUGGGAUGCAGCGAACGUCACAAACUUCACUGCGACCGGUAUCUACACCACUACAGUCAGCCCUACGCCGGUAGCGUCUAGCGAGCUUGUCCUGCCCCCACCAGAGUACUUUGGACCCACGGAUUGCUACAAUUUUCCAGAAGACUUCGUGUUCGGCGUUGCAGGGUCGGCUUCUCAGAUCGAGGGGGCGGUCGCGCAAGAAGGUCGAGGUCCGACUUUGAUGGAAGUUCUUGAAACUGGAGACAAAGCUCGUGAUUAUAUCACGAACGAGAACUACUACCUGUACAAACAAGAUAUUGAAAGGAUUGCAAGUAUGGGAGUCAAGUACUACUCCUUCUCCGUUGCUUGGACUCGGAUUCUCCCAUUCGCCCUCCCCGGGACGCCAGUCAAUCAGGAAGGCAUCCAGCACUACAACGACCUGAUCGACUUCAUUCUAGAAAAAGGGAUGAUCCCUAUAGUGACACUGUUCCAUUUCGAUACUCCAUUGCAAUUCUUUGGUAACCUGACUACCGUCUAUGAUGAUGCCCUCAUCGGCUAUGUCAAUGGUGGCUAUCAGAACGAGACCUUCCAGGACGCCUUCGUGAACUAUGGAAAGAUUGUCCUUACUCACUAUGCCGAUCGGGUUCCUUUCUGGAUGAGGUAUCACUUCUAUCACGAAGAACUGCGAGGAACGGGGAAGUUUGGCAUCAAGUUUAACGACAACUUCGGCGUGCCUCGGGAUCCCAAGAAUAAGAAUGAUGUCUAUGCUACAACUUGGUUCAAUGAGUUCCAGCUCGGUACAUUCUGCAACCCACUAAUGCUUGGUAUCGACUAUCCUGAAGCCUACAAAACCACGAUCCCCGACUAUGUUCCACUUUCAGCUGACGACCUCGCCUACCUCAACGGUACUGCCGAUUUCUUAGGUGUCCAUCCGUACACAGCGACCGUAGUUUCGGCACCCAGCUACGGCAUCCAAGAAUGUGCCGCCAACACAUCCGACCCCUUCUUCCCCUACUGCGUCAACCAAUCAACCAUCACAACGAAUGGCUGGAACAUCGGCUACCGCAGCUACUCAUACGUCUACAUCACGCCGACUUAUCUCCGCGAGUAUCUUAGCUACCUGUACAACACCUGGCGCACUCCCGUAUUUGUUACAGAAUUCGGAUUCCCGGUUUUUGCGGAAGCAGAGAAGGCCGUGCUUGAGGAUAUGUUGUUUGACUCGCCGAGAAGCGUGUAUUACCAGUCAUUUAUGAGUGAGAUUUUGAAGAGUAUCUGGGAGGAUGGUGUUCAUGUCAUUGGCGCGCUCGCAUGGUCCUUCGCUGACAACUGGGAAUUUGGAGAUUAUGACGCACGGUUUGGCUUGCAAACCGUGAAUCGCACGACGCAGGAAAGGAGGUAUAAGAAGAGUUUCUUUGAUUUGGUCGACUUUGUAAAGGCGAGGACACCGGGUGGAGAGUGAGACUUCGGUGGAAAGUUGUUCGAAGUACCUUCGUAGGUUAUACCGAAGAUCGUGCCGGCUAUAGAAGGUUCGUAGAACAGAAAAGGUCAUAGUUUUGAAUCGUCCUUUAUGGGGUCUGACUCUUAGUUUUGACUUUUCGUUUUGACUCUGUUUCAUGAUGGAGUUGUUUCAAGUCUUGAGGUUGCACAACCGCACGCGCAUAAUUCGCAAUUUAUUGAGUCACUCGGUCUUCCCUACCGUAGUAUAAACACCUCUCAUUCUACACAUACACACCUUUAACAAACCUUAAAGCAAAUCUCAAAGCAACUCUCAAAGCAAACACGGAUUCACUCUUCGUU